Wallemia ichthyophaga EXF-994 is the source of this 471-nucleotide messenger RNA. RefSeq names its product Inosine triphosphate pyrophosphatase. Gene Ontology annotation, cellular component: cytoplasm. Bases 1 to 471 code for a protein of 156 amino acids. The transcript has 2 exons. Gene Ontology annotation, biological process: nucleoside triphosphate catabolic process. Lineage: Eukaryota; Fungi; Basidiomycota; Wallemiomycetes; Wallemiales; Wallemiaceae. Gene Ontology annotation, molecular function: nucleoside triphosphate diphosphatase activity. The record is from RefSeq and is a predicted model, not a curated record.
AUGAAGGAAAUCUCAUUUAUAACUUCAAAUAAGAACAAGCUGUUGGAAGUCUCACAGAUCUUAUGUAAUAGCGUUCCAUUAAUCAAUAAAGACUUGGAUUUACCCGAGUAUCAAGGUGCAUCUGUUGAAGAAAUAGCAACACAAAAGUGUAUCACAGCUAGGAAUCAUGUACAAGGACCAGUUCUAAUUGAAGAUACAGCGUUAUGCUUUGAUGGUCUAAACAACCUGCCAGGACCCUACAUAAAGUGGUUCUUGGGUAGUUUGGGUUUGACUGGUCUCAAUACUCUUUUACAUGGUUUCAAUAACAACAAAGCACAUGCUGUCUGUACCUUUGCAUACUCGCCCGAUUCAAACACCGAUCCUGUCAUAUUCCAGGGUAAAACCUAUGGAAACAUCGUGCAACCACGCGGUGAUACGGCUUUUGGCUGGGAUCCUAUCUUCCAGCCUGAUGAAGGUGGUGGAAAGACGUAA